AUGCUGCCGUUAAUAAGACAUUUUAUCCUUGCCGAAGCUCGCGAGCAGGAUAACGGACUCCUCCUUCGUCGGAAACAAUUGCCGACAGCUCAGGGGUCUUUUCGAAGACAUCGUCAGCUGGUGGGAGAUUCUUGGACGAAGAUGCUGCUGGCAGUUCUUUGCUGUAUCACGUGCUUACUUCCAGCGGCACUCGCAUCAUCCACCGCCGGUGUUUACUUUUCGAUUUCGAAGCUCCGCGUGACACUACCUAUCUCGAAGGAAUCCUACAUCAUCCUACGCAACGAACCGAUCGUCAACUUGCAUCUACUGUCCACGGGUAGCGAGCUGAGAACAAACGCCAUCGACCAGUCGGACGGUUAUAGCUAUGCGAUUGAAAGUCCACCCAAUACCGAGUACCUUAAGGUGGACUCUGGCACGGGCGCGUUGUGGAUAACGUCACAGAUUUACACCCUGUCGAACGUCACCGAGUUCGUAAUCGUAGCAGUGAAUGCAAGCGUUAAUUCACCGUUUGCCCACGGUGUUAUACCAGCCGCCCGGCUGACGCUCACCAUUGAUCCUGUGCCGGUGGCGGAAGAUUCGCUCGACAGCUUCUGCGAACAUCAUCCGGAGCGUGCCUGCUUCUGGGACACGGCACAGUACCGGGUGGCAGAAAAUGGACCAAGGGGAUGGACGAUCGGUGCGGUGGGACCCACGUUUUACCGUCGACUGUGUCCCCAGCAUCGACCCAAGUACGAACUAUUACUAUCAACGGCCGGCCAUAGAAACGAUAGCAACGAAUAUCUACUACUAGAUCCCAACGAGGGAACACUACGAACGAAGGUAUCGUUUGAUCACGAUACACACGCACCAGGACCAACGCUGCAAGCUAGCGUACGGUGCACGCUGCAACAGGUGCCACCCUCGGACACUGAAUUGCAAUCAUUUAAAGGUGAAUCUCAAAUAGUGGAUCGAACGAUCACGGUGAAUGUGCUGGAUCGGAACGACAAUUUGCCUCGUUUGGAGCAAUUGAACGAAACGGAUAGUUCAAUGCAUCACGCAGAACAGGGUGAUGUGCACAGUUAUCAAGUGUAUGUGGAUGAUCCACACGUUAAUCAGGGUGACACUGUCGGCUAUUUCCGGAUCAUAUUUACCGACGACGACUCCAUUCCGGUGAACACUCGUGUCCAUUACAAGCUGCACGGUGACACUAUGGAGCUGUUUCAUCCCGAUUGUGCAAUGUACGAAAAUGAGCACGACGGAGGCCUAAAGCAGACGGUCUUCGGAUGCAAGCUCAUUUUCGCCCGUUCUGGAAUUCUGCGAAACAGCCCCUACUGUGUCACGCUGCAGGCGGUGGACCAAACGGUGGAAUUAUCCCCGUACGAUACAGUCCGGGCCGCAUCACUGUUCGCCAAUGCGUCCAUAUGUCUCACAACGAACCUGAACCGCAUCCAUGAGUACGAUAUGCCCCGUCCGGAGGCACUAACGAGCAGCGGCAUUGUUCAUGCGCCACCCUACGGCGAAGGUAGUGGUUUCCGUGGAGAGCAAAAGGCGGGCAGAAAGAAAAGCAAAAAGGAAGCUAACCUAGCGAAGAUUGUGUACCCGAGAGAAGCGAUAGUGUAUGAUACUUCGCGCAAGUUCGCCCGAAUUGCGGAGCCCAAAUCGUUUAAGCAGCUAAUGCAGGAGAACAGUGUCGAUCUGAACUUCCAGCUUACGAGCAAUCCACUAAAUGCGUUCGGAAUUACGAAAAUUGCGGGAAUCAUCUACCUAAAGAACGAGACCGCCUUCCAGAACAAACCGGAAAGCCGGCACGAAAUAACCGUAGCAUGGAAGAACUACAGCGCGAGUAUUUUGGUUCGAAUGCAUAAGAAUCCCAACGUGCACUGUUCAUCGGUACCGUUCAAACAACCAGAGGAAGAAUUUUGCGCGGCCCAUCCAAACCGUACCACGUGUGAAAGUGCUUGCGGGUUGGGUAGUUUGAUGGGACCGUGUGAAUAUCGUGCCCCCAGUACGUCAGUGUUUGACGAACCGAGGCCUGUCGCAUGGACCGAAGACUAUCCGACCUGUUCGUCUGGUUUGUCGCACUGUCCGGACGGUAUUUGUGAUCCACUGGAGGAGAUGGGACACAGGGAAAAGAUACACAUCUGUCCGCAAGAUUGCGUUUUCACGAAGGAGAUCUUCGGUGUGCAUAAUUCGGACAAACCACGUGGAAUUCAAACCGCAUCCGGGCAUUGCAGUUGCCGUGCGUCUGGCCACUGUACUUGCAUCGACACUUUACGCAUUCCACCCUCGUACAAACGGAAUAAAACUGUCACGACGACGUCGAGCUCGACUUCGACCACCACUACAACACCGUCCAGCAUUGUGGGGCUUUCUGGAAGCGAUGUCGAGCUAGUACCGAUUGUUGGCAAAAACCAUAGUGAAGGAAAGUCUUCCGAAAGUGGAGGACCACGCCGGGAUCCGAGCGAUGGCGCAGAAGAUGCACCGCCGGCUGCGGUACGCGAUGGAAGCUUUUAUGAGCCGGGGCUGAUAAAGGGUCCGCAUACUUCGAUCUACCUGAUCGCGAUCGUCCUGAUACCGAUGGUGGUAGCAGUGAUGAUAGUACUGUACUGCUUUAGCCGCAAACUGUCGAUGAAGAAUAAGCUGCUGAAUGGGAGUGGUGGUAAUGGCACUAGCGGUGGAAUGAACAGCAUCAGCAUGAACCUCGUCAGUAAUGAUACGGAAAUUUUUAAUGUUGAGUUACCGCUGACAGCGCGAUUAAAUGAAUUCAACUUUAAAAUUGAUUACGAUUCCAAGUGGGAAUUUCCACGCUCCAGCCUCAUUCUCGAUGCGACACUUGGCGAGGGCGAGUUCGGAAAAGUGCUGAAGGGCUUUGCAACGGACCUGCCGGAAAAACCGGGCAUCACAACCGUUGCGGUGAAGAUGCUCAAAACCGGUGCAAACUCAGUUGAAUUGCUUGCCCUAUUGUCCGAGUAUCAGCUGCUACAGGAAGUGAACCAUCCCAACGUGAUCCGGCUUCUAGGAGCGUGUACGAAGGGAGACACACCACUGCUGAUCAUUGAAUACUGUCAGUACGGAUCGUUGAAAAACUAUCUUCGUUUAAGCCGCAAGCUGGAAGUUCUAAAUGCAGACUACGAGAAUGCUGUCGAACCGAUCACGGUAAAGGACAUACUUUCGUUCGCAUGGCAGAUCAGCAAAGGCAUGGCUUAUCUAACCGACAUAAAGCUGGUGCAUCGAGAUUUGGCCGCACGGAAUGUAUUGCUGGCGGAAGGCAAAGUAUGCAAAAUUUCAGACUUUGGACUAACGCGUGACGUGUACGAAGAUGAUGCGUAUCUGAAGAAGAGCAAGGAUCGGGUACCAGUUAAGUGGAUGGCACCAGAAUCGCUAGCAGAUCACAUCUACACCACCAAGAGCGAUGUUUGGGCGUUCGGUGUACUGUGCUGGGAGCUGAUAACGCUCGGUGCAUCACCUUAUCCCGGUAUCCCGCCUCAGAACCUUUACAAUCUGCUAAAGCAAGGAUACCGGAUGGAGUGUCCGAAAAAUUGUUCUGAAGAAAUAUACAGCAUCGUUCGUUCGUGUUGGGCCGACGAUCCCAAGCAGCGACCCAGCUUUAAGCAUCUCGCUGGACAGUUUGAGCAUCUGCUGGGACGCAGUGCAAAGUACAUCGAUAUGGAACAAAAUUCUAUUUCCAAUCCGGUGUACUGUGUUAAUGUCGAUGAAGUCGACUGUGCAAAGAUGGCUAUUUGCAAGGAAGAACAGGACCGACUGGAAAGUCUUUGGACGCCACCGCAGUACGAAACGGUGGACACGACGAGUGCUGAGCAUACUGGACGUUAUCAAACACCCUCGGCGAUGGCAGUAACUGCAGUGAUAUCGGAGCUGUCCGAGGACAAGAAACAAUUACUGUUACAGAGCUAUGACACGCCUCGUCCCCUGAUCGAAACGGCCACGAUUGAACAGAAACUUCGUUACGAAAACGAUGUACGUUUGAGGCCGAAAAAGCUUAGCAAUGCUAGUGGUUCGUCCACGAGUUCCAACGAGGAUCAUUUCCACCAUCACCACCGUUCCGGUGCAGUACGAUCUUCCUCCAUAAGUCCACCGCGCUGUUUGCGAAAUCAUUUCGAGGAAACAUCCUUCAUCACGAGCACUCCAAUCAAAGCGGAUCGAGACACAGCCAGUAGCAGCAGUGGCAGCAACGGUAACAGCGAGUACGAUUCACCCAGCCGACAGCCACGCCGGGUCGUUUCGUACGUCGAUAUGAACAAAAACAAUCGCCAUCUGAACGCGAACCUAGAGAUCAAUAAUAUGGUCGACAAGAAACAGUCCAAAGAUAUUGCCUUACGAUUUUCGAACGUCGAUAACGAGCUGCAGAUGGUGCUGGUAGAUCCGAUCUCUGGCCUUACGUCCAUCCAAAGCUGUCCAAAGAAUGUUUCGAUGGAAUCGCAACUAGCCAUGCCGAAUCAAGUGCUGGUGCAGGAACAUAAAAUAGCGAACAACAGCAACGCUGAAGUUCCCGUCGAGUACGCAGAGGUUAUGAAAAAGCAUGCUACCAACGAAAAGGAUCCGGUAGGGCUUACCCUAACCUCAACGGUUUAA
This is a messenger RNA of Anopheles marshallii, 4572 nucleotides long. RefSeq lists its product as uncharacterized. NCBI's taxonomy places the organism in Eukaryota, Metazoa, Arthropoda, Insecta, Diptera, Culicidae. The coding region runs from base 1 to 4572 and encodes 1523 amino acids. Gene Ontology annotation, cellular component: signaling receptor complex; plasma membrane; axon. Gene Ontology annotation, molecular function: ATP binding; transmembrane receptor protein tyrosine kinase activity; calcium ion binding. The record is from RefSeq and is a predicted model, not a curated record. Gene Ontology annotation, biological process: homophilic cell-cell adhesion; multicellular organism development; cell surface receptor protein tyrosine kinase signaling pathway. The transcript has 8 exons.